Molecule: messenger RNA, 1151 nt
Organism: Capsella rubella
Lineage: Eukaryota; Viridiplantae; Streptophyta; Magnoliopsida; Brassicales; Brassicaceae
Product: probable serine/threonine-protein kinase samkC
Exons: 2
Coding region: 65-952 (295 amino acids)
Source: RefSeq, a predicted model, not a curated record
UAACCCUUUGAUUCUUCUUAAUUCUUCUGCCUCGACUCUCCUUUCUUCUUCUUCUUUGAUUGUGAUGGCUGGAAAGAGGAAGCGAAACCUCGUCAGACCUAACAGUUCCUUAAGGAGAACGCCGACGAAUCUUCCCACUCGGUAUGAUUUCAUACCGAGACCUUCGACGGAUCCUCCGAGAGCUUCGACGGAAGCAGUCCCUCCGCUUCCUCUUCGCAACAACAAUCAGCCGCCGUCGUUUAGAGCCUACCCACCUCCGAUGGGUCUGUUCGGGAACUCCGCCUCAGUUUCUCUGGCGUUUCCUGCGGGUGGUCCUGAUUCCCCGGCAGCUUCUGCAAACCGAGAUGCUCCAACAGUCCCACUCUCCGGCAAAUCUCCUCCACCUCAACACAGACCUUAUGUGUCUCUGAAUCGAGGUACUCCAACUCCAACGCGGAAAUCUCUGGAUUUCAUAACUCGAUCGAGUCCACAACUUCAGCCUCCACAACGACCAACUCAAUCUCCUCAUAGUUCCCAAGCACAAAAUUCACACACUACAAUAGAAGAAGAAGAAAAAGAAGAAGAAGAAGAAGAAGAAGAAGAAGAAGAAGAAGAAGAUAUUUCGGAUCUUGGAGCUCCCCCUGAACCAAAUCUCUCCGAAGACCAAAUGGAGGCUCUUAAUUCGCUGCUACUUGCACCACGGCCGAAGGGAAUCACUUUCCUUGAUCCCGACCUCAUUGUGCCGGAUUCAACUUGGUUUGGUUUUGACAAAUCUUCACUCUCCCGCCAGAUUACUAAGUGCUUCACCAACAAGUUUGAUGGCCCAUACUAUAGUUGGUCCUGUGUGCCUAGAGGAGCACUGUUUGGUAUUGGAAGCCUCAAGAGUAUGCUAAAGGGAAAGGCACACAACACAGUAACCUCAGCUUCAUUCCGGCAGAUGCACAACAGCUUGAAAAUGCUGAACAGAAGCUGAAGGACCAAGCUUGAAAACCGACGACAGGUUCCUUGCUUUCCUUGCCACAGAAAUUGCUUCUGAUCAUCCACCUACUGAACCUGUUUAGGUUUAUAACUCUCUUGCUUUUAUAAGACUUUAAACUUAUGUUGUGUUUUUUUUUGGAAAGAUUAAACUUAUGUUGUGUUUAAACUCAUGUUUGUAUGCACUUGAAUUUUUA